UUUAUUUAUUCUAAUAAGACUUAUUUAUCUAUAAAAAAAAAUUUAUGCCUGGCUUCUGAUCUGACAUUGUGAUUUCAUCUUUGACAAUUUUUUUAACUAACAGACCCUAAGGGUAUGUUUGGAUAGAAGGGGAGGGGAGAAAAGAAAAGAAAUGAUAGUAUUAGUUAGGAGAGACAAGAAAAGAAAAGAAAAGAAAAGAUAGUAAUAAUUUUAAUUCGUGUUUCGACAGAUAUGGGAAAAACUAAAAGAAAUGAUAAUUAUUGUUGUUUGGAUAAGAUAGAGAAGAGAAAAGAAAAGAAAGGAUAGUGACUAAAUUACUAUCCUAUUCUUUCAUAAUCACUUUACAUAUUAUCCAUUUUCAAAAUCUCACAUAUGAUAUUUGGAAUGUUUCUUUGUGAUAGUUCAAUGCAAUGGAUAAAAACUAAAGUAAAAAUGAAAAAAGAAAAAAAUAAAAUAAAAAUAAUGGAAGAAAACAAAAUUAGGACAUAAAUGGAAUAACUUUUUUUUAUAUUAAUUUGUGGAGGGUAUUUUUGGUAUUAAGAAUUUACAACUCCCUAUCUCCCCCUAUCUCUCCCUAUCUUCUCAAAAUGGGAUAGUUAUCCCUCACUAUCUCUCCCUAUCCUCUCUUUUCUCUCCAAUUAAGUUACCCAAACACACUCUCACACUAUCCUCUCUUUUCUUUUCUCUCCCUAUCCCACCACAUCAACCCUACCAAACACACCCUACAUCCUAAAUUCUGAAGGCAUAUAUAUAUAUAUAUAUAUAUAUAUAUUAUUUAUUUAUUCUAAUAAGACUUAUUUAUCUAUAAAAAAAAUUUUAUGCCUGGCUUCUGAUCUGACAUUGUGAUUUCAUCUUUGACAAUUUUUUUAACCAACAGACCCUAAAUUCUGAAGGCAUAUAUAUAUAUAUAAAUUAGAAUUACACUUUAUCUCAAUUAAUUCAUAUGGUUAAUAUUUAAUUCUAUAUAUAUGUUGAAUGUUUCAGUUAGCUUAGGCUAUAAAAUCUGAAGACCCUCUUUCCAUUAACUAACAAACCCUCUUUCGCUUUCCCUCAUUAUCAUCAAUCUUUAUCUGCUAUAAUUGAAUAUUUGGAAGAUUUCACAGAUUUUUCUAAAUCUGCUGAACUCUCCUUUUCCUUUUCUUGAUUCUCAUUCUUUCGUUCUCUUAUGGCUAGUUUGGUGUUCUCUUAUGGCUAGUUUGGUGUGAUGGAAUGGAAUAAAAGAAAGUGGAAUGGAAUGGUUUUUUUUCCAUUAUCGUGUUUGGUGCUAUUUUUAAAGUUGGAAUCAUCAUUCUCCACUUUUUUCUUGGAGAAUGGUCAUUCCAUUAAAAUCAUUUCACCCUCAAACAAAAGGAAUGACCAUUCCAUUCCAUUCCCUCAUCCAUUCUCAUUCCAUUCCAAUUCAUUCCACCACACCAAACUAACCCUUACAUAAUAGCUGAUGUUUUCCCGGUCCGGUUCACCAGGUUUGACCAUGUACUACCAUGAAUUUUCUUUCAUCAUCUUUUGAGUUUGAUCCUGAUGCAGAAGGAACGCUAGCUAAAUAGUUAACACAUGCAAGUCGAAUGUUGUUUUCUAGGAGCCUAAGAGACGGACAAGAUUCUCCUAGCUUCACUUCAACUAGAUACAUCUAGAGCUAGCUUAGGCGAGAAAAACUGUAAGCAGCAUAGCAUGGGAAGCAGAAACAGAAUCAAAAGCAAUGACAACUCGAAAUGCCUGCCUAGAGAAAUCAUCGAUGAGAUACUAACAAGAGUACCUGCUGAAUCACUUGUUAGAUUCAAAAUAGUAUGUAAGUUUUGGAAAACCAUCAUCUCUGAUCCAAAAUUUAUCAAAUGUCAUCUUCUCAUAUGGGAAUCCAAGCCUGCAGUCUUGGUCAGUGAAGAUUUAACCUCCCAUCGCUUGCUUCUUUCGGAUAUCGAACAGAGAGACUCCACAGAUUUUCCUAUAUGUAUUCCUGAUGAUUACACCCAUAUUGUUGCCUCUACUGAUGGUUUAUUACUUUUUCGAGAUUAUGUUCUUCCUAUUUACAAAAAUGUAGGAGGAGUUCUUCAUGCCCAAAAAGAACAAAAGCUUUGUGUUCAUAAUCCUGUUACCGGCAUUCAAAAGAAGUUACCUCCAAAUCCAAAUUUGGGCUUUGAUGGUGGCAUUUUUUUGAUAGUACAUGAUGCUUCAAUUCAAAAAUAUAAAGUGAUGGUUUUUAAAGAUCGGGCACGUCUUCUCCCUAAUGAGAUCAACUUAAUUACGAUAGACCAUCAGAGCAGUGGAUGGAGGAAAUUGAUCAGUCCAUCUACAUUUUGCCUAGAAGGUGUUUUCAAGCCUAUCGCUGUGAAUGGGAUAUUGUAUUGGCUAGCAUACAAUUGUGAUGUUGUUCCUCGAAGAUUAAGGGGCAUGGACAUUGCUUACAAUAUUGAGAGUGUUUAUUCUCCUCGGGUGGCUUUUGUGCAAUCAAUGGAUAUUGGUACCGAGGAAUUCGGGCAAAAAAUAUGCUUGCCAUGUCAACCAAAAAGAGGUUCUGAACACCAACUUAUAAAUUGCAACUUGUUAGUGAUGAAGGGAUCAAUCUACUUCUCAAACCCGGCUACGGAAAUGGAAUUAGUGUUAUGGAUGUUGGAGGAUUUGGGUAAUCAUAUUUGGGUUAAGAAACAUAAAAUAUGUCUUCUUUCCAUUGUUGGUAAGCCUAAUAGUCUGUCAAGUUUCUUAAUGGAUGAUUCAUUUCACCCGAUUCAAAUGGUGGGGAAUCAAGGAUUGAUGAUCAUUCGACAUGAUUGGGAUGAUGGUUACAUGGGUAGUAGAUUUGGGAGAAGUUGGUAUUUGUACAACUUAAGGAGCCAGGAAUUGAAAGCUAUUGUCGGGACACCUAUAGCGAAAAGUCAUAGCGUCUAUUCUGGUCUGGUGAUUACUCAUGUCAAAAGUCUAGUUGGGUGGAAUUGAAACUAUCGUCGGGACUGACUGCUAAAGUGAAAAGGUGGUCAGGGGAUUCCUCAUGUGAAAAGUCCGAAGAUCUUUUUAAUUUGUGAGUUGUUUUUACAAAAUACUGCCUCCUAGAAUUCCCUUUUGCGUUAAGAACUGAAGUAUUUAUAUUCCUUUAUGUAGCUAGCUUUGGCUGUCAUUGCUGUGGGUAUUUAUUCCUUGAUGUAGCUAGCUUUUGUUGUGUUAUGUUGUUACUGUUGUCAUUGUUAUUGUAAUAGUUAAUGUGAUAUUUUCUAGUGUGAUAUUUUCUACUUAGCUAUGAAAAUAUUUAUUAUUUUUUUAUUAACAUUUUUCAAUGAUUAUGAUUUUUUCUUUCA
Cornus florida is the source of this 3284-nucleotide messenger RNA. Its product is annotated as F-box protein At3g17710-like. NCBI's taxonomy places the organism in Eukaryota, Viridiplantae, Streptophyta, Magnoliopsida, Cornales, Cornaceae. The coding region runs from base 1669 to 2928 and encodes 419 amino acids. Gene Ontology annotation, molecular function: protein binding. The transcript is spliced from 2 exons. The record is from RefSeq and is a predicted model, not a curated record.